Molecule: messenger RNA, 1997 nt
Organism: Ilyonectria robusta
Lineage: Eukaryota; Fungi; Ascomycota; Sordariomycetes; Hypocreales; Nectriaceae
Product: general substrate transporter
Exons: 4
Coding region: 207-1829 (540 amino acids)
Biological process (GO): transmembrane transport; carbohydrate transport
Cellular component (GO): membrane
Molecular function (GO): carbohydrate:proton symporter activity
Source: RefSeq, a predicted model, not a curated record
ACGCAACCAACCCCAUACCCCGCAUCGACAGACCGAAUCUUUGGGUUCGGUCAACGGGCAAGCCUGCCACUCUAAGGUGUAUAAAUACGUUCAGUGUCUGUUCGAAAUUUACUUGACCUCCAGGCUAUCAUUUCAUCAAAAGCUUGCACUCAGUUUAGACCCACCGACCAUUCAGUUCUGCAGGGAAAAAACAACUCAAUUUCAACAUGACAUUGAUACACGGAGUCGACUACUCUGUUGUGGAUCCAGCCAACAAAUGGAAGAUCCUCAAGUCGCAGUCGCGAUUUGCCCUCUGGGCUCUACUCAUCUCCUCCGGCGUUGUAAUGCAAGGCUUUGACAUUGUUGCUGGCGGCCAGCUCGCAGCCUUACCCGCCUUCAGAGAGAAGUUUGGAGUGCUCCAGCCCGAUGGCAGCCACCUGAUUCCAGCUCACUACCUCUCGGCUUGGAACUCCAUCGCCCCAGCCGCAGAAAUCGUCUCUACCUUCAUUUUCGCGCCUCUUCUCGAUAAGUUUGGCCGCAAAUGGGGUAUCCUUGCCGCAUCUCUCAUCUCAGUUGCCGGGGUCCUUCUCCAGCAACUUGCCCCCGAUUGGCGGAUGCACCUGGCGGGCCGUGGUGUCAACGGCAUCGCUAUCGGCAUGAUGUUCACUAUUUCACCGCUCUGGAUUGGCGAGACGUGCCGUCCCGAACUUCGUGGUUUUUUUCUCUGUUUCUUCAACACCAGUAUCGUCUUUGGCCAGUUUGCCAUCGUCAUUAUGUCCCAAGGCAGCAGUCAUAUUUCUGGGUUAUGGCAAUGGUGGCUACCUGUGGUUGCCAUGUACUUCUUCCCUCUCAUUCUCACGAUAGCCUGGCCGUUCUUCCCCGAGUCACCUUACUGGCUUGUCCGUCGCGGCCGUAAUGCCGAUGCGAAGAAAGCACUUCGUCGCAUCUAUGGGUUUCAGGAAGCCGAGUACUACAAUAUCGAGGUCACUCGCAUUGAAGAGGAAAUCCGUCUCACCAACGAGCGACAUGGUAACCUCGACGAUCUUCCCCCGCGGAGGCUGCUAGGCGUCAACAUCCAGUUGGAAGCCGAAUGCUUCAAUACCACCAACCGGAAGCGUACUUUUACAGCCAUCUUUGCUGCUUCAGCUCAGCAAAUGAUCGGGGCCACGUUUGUCAUUGGGUAUGCUACAUACUUCUUCGAGCUCAUUGGGAUCAAAGACUAUUUUAGAGCCUCCGUCGCUUUAUAUGUGGUCAUGCUUCUCGCUAGCACCGCGGCCUUUCCGCUUACCGAGAUAUAUGGCCGCCGAUUCUUGAUCGUGGGUCCCCAGUUCAUGCUCUGUUUCAUGCUUCUCAUAAUCGGGAUCCUGGGGUGCGUCCCCAAUCGGGGUCAAGCAAGUUGGGGCAUCGUGGCCUUGCUUUACGUUUGGGCGCUGAUUUAUCAGCUCUCUAUUGGUGCCACAGGCUUUGUCCUAGCUUCAGAGAUCGCAACGAUGAGAUUGAGAGCAGCAACUCAGGGCUUAAUUACUAUCACCAACUCGCUUUGGGGCCUGAUUAUGCAGUUCACAGUCCCGUACAUGAUCAACCCUGAUGCUGGAAACUUGGGUGGCAAGGUCGGCUUUAUCUUCUUGGCUACUGGACUUAUUGCUAGUGUGGGGGGCUGGUACCUGUUUCCGGAGACUAAAGGCCUUUCUUUCGAGAGGCUGGAUGAACUCUAUGCAAUGAACGUGCCUCCGAGGCACUUCAAGAGAACUGUAGCUCUACUUGAGGCCGAACGCAGCCGGGCUGAGCCUGCCCAUGCUCUGCGCUCAUUUCUAGCUAAGGAGGGAGAAGUUUCUGUAGAACAUGCCUAAAUGGGCUGUUACACGUUCUUACAUUUUGACACAUGAUGUCGUUAUUAUGUGUCAAUAUAAAAGAAACACACACUGUUCCAGGUCGAAGUUGAAUAACCGUUCGUCUGUCACCUUCGAAGUUUAAUAAGUGGCAAAGGAGAGAAAUUCAAGCUUAGAUUUAAACUAUAC